CGUACCAUACACGACUUGCUCUGCUCAAUGCGGAUAAAGAAUAUUGCUUGGCCAUUAAGUUUCGAACUCCCAAUAAAUUCUGGAAAGCAUAAAUGAACAAGGAAAUCUGGAAUCUGUUGGAAUAAUCACCUUGAAGAUUCAGAUGCAGCGAAUCGAUUAGUAUAGUUCUCGAAAAAUGAGCCUCAUGGACAAAUUUACAGCUGCCUCGGGCAUGGAUUCAUUUGUGUACUUUGUUCUGCUUUUAGCGCUUCCCCUGCUACUCCUGAUUAAGUUGAAGAAGAAAUCUAAUCUGCCUCCCGGGCCUCGAAGAUGGCCGAUUGUUGGCAACCUAGUACAGGUCAUGCUCUCGAAGCUAGGGUUUCAAGGUUAUAUACAAAAAGUCCAGAGAAAAUACGGCCCAAUUUUCACAAUCAGAUUGGGGUCUCAACCGAUGAUUAUUAUAGCAAGCCGUGAUUUGGCCCACGAGGCUCUGGUCCAGAAAGGCUCCCUCUUUGCCAGCAGACCACCCGCGAAGGGCCUCCGCAAGCUCUUCACCAGCAACCAGAUGAACAUCAGCUCUGCCCCCUACGGCCCUCUCUGGCGAUCCCUCCGCCGAAAUCUGGUCAGCGAAACCCUAAGCUCUCCUGCCUUGAAGUCCUUCCAGGAGGGCAGAGAUUGGGGUCUCCAGGUGCUCAUCCAGGGUUUGAAAACCGAGGCUGCGCAAAACGAAGGCGUGGUGAAAUUGGUAGAGCAUUUGAGGCACGCGUCCUUUUGCUUACUGCUCUACAUGUGUUUUGGACUGCAAGUGGAGGAGAAUGAGGUCCGAGAGGUGGAGGGCGUUAUGAGAGAAUUGCUUCUCACCGUUGCGAGUCUCGCAUUAGAGGACACGUUUCCCAUUCUUAAGGUUUUCUACAGGAAGCGCCGAGAACGAAUGCAGGGGAUGCACCGCCGUCAGGAGGAGAAACUGGUUUCGCUUAUUAACCGGCGCCGGGAGGAGUUAGCGGAGGGGGCGGCCGUAAAUUGCAGGGCGUAUGUCGAUUCUCUGUUUUCUCUGACUGUUGACGGCGGGAGAUGUUUGACGGAGCAGGAGAUGGCGACUCUGUGCUCGGAAUUCAUCACUGGCGGUACCGACACCACAUCGACCACGAUACAGUGGGUGAUGGCUAAUUUGGUGAAGUAUCCAGAUGUCCAGAGCAAGCUUUACAAGGAAAUUGUAGGGGUUGUCGGUAAGGAAGGGGUUAAGUUGGUGGAAGAGGAGAAGCUUGUUUCUGAGAUGCAAUACCUGGAGGCGGUUGUGAAGGAGGCGCUGCGGCGACAUCCACCUGCGAAGUUCGUUCUUUCGCACGCCGUUACGGAAGACUGUAGCCUUGGCGGUUAUGAUAUCCCUGUGGGGGCUUUUGUGAAUUUUUGUGUUUCUGAGAUGGGCAACGAUCCCGCAGAGUGGGAGAAUCCUGCGGAUUUUAGGCCCGAGAGAUUUGUGAACGGUGAAGUGGAUUUGACGGGAGGGAAGGGGAUCAAGAUGAUGCCUUUUGGCGUGGGGAGGAGGAUUUGCCCUGGCUUAGCCGUUGCCAUGCUCCAUGUUGAACUUAUUGUGGCCACACUGGUUCUCAAAUUUGAAUGGCAGACCAAACCGGGAGAAACUGUGGAUCUUGCAGAGACGCAGGAGUUUACCACCGUGAUGAAAUAUCCGCUACAGGCCGUAAUAAAGGAAAGGGUUGCAACACCUGGAUACUAAAAACUUGUCCUGUGAGAUUUAAUAAUCAUCUGUAUGGCUCAAGCUGUAAGCAAAGUGGGCCUGAUCUUUCUGGAGGAUGCACUUCGGGUUAGUCUCCCUCUACUGCAUCUUAAAAUUUGUUUCAAUACUCACAAACUAGCCUGCUUUAGGAAUAUUCGCCAGCACCCAGUAAUUCUAUUUAGUUAUAUUCAAUUCAUCUUAUCUCACCCAUUUCCAUACACAGUCCCAUUCACCUAGUAUUUUUUUUCGUAGCUUUCAUGUUUGAACAUCCAUUCCAAGCUUUUACUUAGUAUUAGUCCGAUAUCAUGUGUCAAUUGUGCAAGUGCAAAAUUUAUCCACCAAGAAACUCAACCAUUGCAUAGUUGUAGGUCUAUAUAUUGUAAAGUUAUUUUUGUGCUAAAUCAUUGAAUUCAAUACCAUAUUAGAUUUAUCUAA
Messenger RNA from Cryptomeria japonica (Japanese cedar), 2149 nucleotides. Its product is annotated as cytochrome P450 77A3. Gene Ontology annotation, cellular component: membrane. The record is from RefSeq and is a predicted model, not a curated record. Lineage: Eukaryota; Viridiplantae; Streptophyta; Pinopsida; Cupressales; Cupressaceae. The transcript has a single exon. Bases 176 to 1714 code for a protein of 512 amino acids. Gene Ontology annotation, molecular function: iron ion binding; oxidoreductase activity, acting on paired donors, with incorporation or reduction of molecular oxygen, NAD(P)H as one donor, and incorporation of one atom of oxygen; heme binding.